AUGGAUAACAGCAGUAGUCUUGUUCUUCUCCUUACCUUGCUGCUGCUGAACAUGAGCAGUCCCAAAGCCUCCACCCCUCCUGCUGACUGCGAGGUGGCAGAACCUCCACCCCCAGGAGCCGGCUCCAGCAGGAACCACUCGCUGGUAGAGUACGGGCUGAGCCCGGGGGAAAUCGCAGCUGCCAGCGUGGUUUGGGGAGCGCUGUGGCUGAUCUCUGUCCUGGGAAACUUCCUCGUUUGCUUAGUGAUCCACAGGAGCAGGAGGACACAGUCCACCACCAACUACUUUGUGGUGUCCAUGGCCUGUGCAGACCUGGUGAGCAGCGUGGGGAGCGCGCCCUUCCUGCUGCUGCAGCUGAGCUCCGGGCGGUGGAUGCUGGGCAGCGGCGUGUGCCGGCUGGUCAGGUACAUCCAGUACCUCACGCCCGGGGUCCAGAUCUACGUGCUCCUCGCCAUCAGCGUGGAUCGAUUCUACACCAUUGUCUACCCCCUGAGCUUCAAAGUGUCCAGGGGGAAAGCCAAAAAAAUGAUUUUGGUCUCUUGGCUCUGGGGUGCUCUGUUUGCAUCACCGGCCUGUUUUCUCUACGGCUCCAGCAGUGACCACCACUGCAACUUUUUCCUCCCCAGUUCUUGGCUAGGAGCUGCCUCUGGUGGCAUCCACCUCUCAGUGCUGUCGCUUUUGAUCCCAUCACUCCUCAUUAUCCUCUGCUACCAGAAACUCUUCAUCUACAUUUGGGGAAGUGGCGCUGAGGACACAGCUGGCAGGAAGACAAUGAAUCUCAUCUCAAGAAGAAAAGAGAAAACUGCCAAGAUGUUCUUCAUCUUUGUCUUGGAUUUUCUCCUGUCCUGGCUCCCUUUCUUCACGGUACAGUUGUGGCACCCACAGGAAACAGACUACAGAAAGAGCUCCUUGCUUUUCCUGGCUGUCACCUGGAUCUCUUUCAGUUCCUCAGCUUCUAAGCCAAUCCUCUUCUACAUUAAUAAUGCAAACUUCAGAAGAGGAAUGCAAGAAUUUUGUUGCGUGUGGAAAUACCCCAGAAGCAAGAUCUACACCAUUACCAUCAGUUCCAGGACAGACAAAAAUAAUCACGUGGGGAUCAGAGAUACCCCAGCACCAGCCCAACCUUACCAUCACCUGUGA
Molecule: messenger RNA, 1140 nt
Organism: Hirundo rustica (Barn swallow)
Lineage: Eukaryota; Metazoa; Chordata; Aves; Passeriformes; Hirundinidae
Product: probable G-protein coupled receptor 19
Exons: 1
Coding region: 1-1140 (379 amino acids)
Biological process (GO): G protein-coupled receptor signaling pathway
Cellular component (GO): membrane
Molecular function (GO): G protein-coupled receptor activity; peptide binding
Source: RefSeq, a predicted model, not a curated record